Messenger RNA from Cicer arietinum (chickpea), 1521 nucleotides. RefSeq names its product teosinte glume architecture 1-like. Gene Ontology annotation, molecular function: DNA binding. Gene Ontology annotation, cellular component: nucleus. Lineage: Eukaryota; Viridiplantae; Streptophyta; Magnoliopsida; Fabales; Fabaceae. The record is from RefSeq and is a predicted model, not a curated record.
AAUGAGAUUUGGUGACCAACGUUUUCAUUCCAACACACCUAUUUUUUUUUCUAACAAAAUAGUAUUUUCUCUUUAUCUACUCCCUCAUAGAGAAAACAUCAAACAUGGGUCUUGCUUCUUCUCAGCCCAUUGUCUUGGAUUCUCAUCAACAACUUGAAUAUAUUUUGUUGUAGGAUUGGCAUAUUGAAAAGGGUUUAAAGGAUUUUAAGGAACAAAGUGUGAAAGUAAUUAUUAGUUUUAAUGGAUUGGGAUUGGAAAGAAUUUGUUUGGGAUCCAUCUGGGUUAGAGAUAGGUAAUAGUGAUUUAGAAGAGAGGAAAACUGAAGGAACUUUAGUUGAUUUGAGGCUUGGUGCUGAAGCUUCUGAUUCAAGGGAAAAAUCAGUUCAAGAUACAUCAAAAGAAGACUCGAAAGCCGUGUCAUCGCCUUCUGGAUCAUCGAAAAGAUUGCGGUUGCAAAACGGAUUGCAGAAUAUGAUUUGCUCGGUCGAUGGAUGCAAAGCAGAUCUUAGUGAUUGUAGAGAGUAUCAUAAGAGGCAUAGGGUGUGUGAAAAGCACUCUAAGGCUCCUGUUGUGUUGGUUGGAGGCAAGCAGCAGAGAUUUUGUCAACAAUGCAGCAGGUUUCAUUCACUUGGAGAGUUUGAUGAGGUUAAGAGGAGUUGCCGGAAAAGACUUGAUGGACAUAAUAGGCGUCGGAGGAAACCUCAGCCGCCUUCUCUUUUCAUGGCUGCUGAGAAAUUCAUGUACAAUUACAAAGGUCCUAGAAUCCUACACUUUGGUAGCCCUCAAACAUAUGUGAAUCCUAUAAUGAGAAACAUUUGGCCUGCCACUGCCAUAACCGAAGCUGAAUCUGGUUACGAUCAUCACCGACUUUUGUACAGAAUUGACAAAAGUCGAAAAGAUAAGGGACAUCCUUUUCGUCAAGAAAUCGUCCCUAAACCAGGCAACGGUAACGAAUCAGUGCCUGAAACUCCUAUCUAUCAUCCAAUUCGCAGUGCGCCUGUUGCCACAUCAGCAUGCGGAAAAGGCGGUAGUAGGAAGCUCUCUUCUGAUAGCAAACCCGGAUCUUUCGACUCAGGUUGUGCUCUCUAUCUUCUGUCAACACUUCAAACACAAAGUUCAGAGUUAAGUUUGAUGCAGUCAAGCAUCAACAGUCCAACACAAUCUUCAUCUGGAGGGAUGAACUUCGAUGCCGUGAACGAGUACUCAUACUCGGGAAAGGCGAAAGAUAAGACAAAUGGUUCGGUUUUCGUUCUUGAUGCAAACACAACAAACCUUCAUUGCAAUGGGAUGCUGCAAAUGGGGCAAAAUGGUUUGGUGGAAAAUGAAAACUCACUCACACUUCCAUUUUUUUGGGAGUAAGGUGUAGCUGAGUUGUUUGGAAAUUUAUGGAAUUUGUUGGUCUUCAAAACAUUAUGUGUAUUGCACUAAUGAAAUUUUAGACUUGUUGAAUUUUUCGGUAAGGAUAUUAUAUUGUAUCAGUUGUGAUGAAAAUCAAUUUGAACAGUUCAAAAGUUGUUUUCA